Phaedon cochleariae (mustard beetle) is the source of this 1358-nucleotide messenger RNA. The record is from the annotation of a GenBank genome assembly. Lineage: Eukaryota; Metazoa; Arthropoda; Insecta; Coleoptera; Chrysomelidae.
GUUGAAGUGACAGCAGUCCUUGUUAUUGACGUAUGGUGACUUGCUUUAAGAAUGAAUUAUUAUUAUUUAUAUCUAGCAUUUUCGACGAUUUUCAUAUAUAACACGGCCACAAUCAAUGCCGAGAUCAGCGCUGAAGAUGAAAAUGACUCGACGCGGUACGUGCUCGAGGGCAGGGCCUUCCCGCUGUCCGACUACCCCCAGAACCAGCCCAACUGGCAGGCCAGCACGAGGGUGCACGUGAACGGGGGCGAGUACGUGGGCUUCGUGAGGAAAGACGGCUCUUUUACAGUCUACAAUGUACCAGCAGGGUCUUAUGUAGUGGAAAUCCUCAAUCCAGAGUAUGCCUUCGAACCAGCCAGAGUGGAGAUCAAUUCUAAAGGGAAGUACAGGGCUCGCAAGGUGAACCACAUCAAGACUUCUGAAGUUGUCGUGGUGCCUUAUCCACUAAGAAUGAAAGCGCUUGGGAAAACCAGGUACUUCCAGCUGCGCGAACAAUGGCGCAUCGCCGACAUAGUGAUGAACCCCAUGGUCCUGAUGAUGGUGCUGCCCCUGCUGCUGGUCAUGGUCCUCCCGAAGAUGAUGAACGACCCGGAGACCAAGAAGGAAAUGGAGCAGAUCCAGAACAUGGCCAAGUUUGAGUUGCCAGAGAUGUCGGACAUGGUGUCCAAUUUCUUAGCGGGGCAGUCCCAGGGGGAAAAGGGGGACAAGGACAAGGCCAAUGGGAAUAACAAGAGGGUUCAGAAAGUGAGGAAGAGGAUCGAUAAGUGAUUGGGCGUUGAUUAGGGUCAUGUUUCAAUUAGUAGGCGUUAGUUAUCUCAAUGUUUGCAUAUUUGUUAACUCCUGUUGUGUAAUGGAAUUAGGUAAUUAAUAAUUCACAAGAUUUCACAGCUUUUGAAAAAAAGUGUUUUUAUCAUUAUAAAUUAUUAGAUUUGUUUAUAUUUUGUUCCUCUUAUGUUUGUUUGACACCUGGAUAUUCCUUAAAAUAAGGACCAUAGAUCUAAAAACACUCUAAAUACAAUUUCCUAAUUGAAGAUGAGGACAUUGAAUAAAUACAUUUUCCUACUUUUUCAAAGUUACUCCAUUCUUUAGUGGGAGAAAUGACAAUUUUUAAUUAUUUUUUUCCCACUAUUUGCUGACACAAAAAUGUCAAGUUCAUUUGGCUUUUCCCUGAGCGGCGACAGCUUCCAUUGCUUUUUUGACAGUUUCUGGAUCUCCUAGGAAUUCUAGACUCUUGAUGGGCUUCAAGUUUUCAUCCAGGGUAUACACAAAAGGAAUACCAGUAGGAAGAUUCAGUAGCAUGAUUGCAUCAUCAGUCAUUCCUAGAAAAAUAUUUUUCACCUAAUAUCUAUUUAUGUUCA